CUCGGUGCGGAGUGCGCGGUUUUUCUCUGGUGAAAAUGCGUCCAGAUGCGGUGCUUUAAAAAGAGUCCUGGCGAAGAUGAGGAAGAAGCGGGGUCCGGACUGGCCAAGUCCGGGCCGACGGAAACCUGCAUAGAGAUGGUCCGGACCGACGGCCUCGCCACGAAUCUCCUGGAGAAGCCCAUGAUCGAUAAGAAGGUUAAGAGACACAGCAUCCACGGGAUGAUGGAAGAGGAGAACGUGAUCAGGCCGCACCAGGAGAUCGCGCAGCUGUCGCUGGACGAGAAGAAGUUCCUGCUGGCGGUGGAGAGGGGCGAUGUCGCGUCCACGAGGCGAACGCUGCAGAAGGCCGAAGAAACGGGAUUCAUUAACAUCAACUGCGUGGAUCCAUUAGGCCGAAGUGCACUUCUUAUGGCCAUAGAUAACGAAAAUCUAGAGAUGGUCGAGCUGCUGAUCGAACACAAAGUCGAGACCAAGGACGCGCUGCUGCACGCCAUCUCCGAGGAGUUCGUGGAGGCCGUGGAGGUGCUGCUGGACCACGAAGAGACCAUCCACAAGCAAGGCGAACCGCACAGUUGGGAAGCCCUGCCGCCCGAUACCGCCACUUUCACCCCUGACAUCACCCCUCUGAUCUUGUCGGCCCAUCGUGACAACUAUGAAAUUAUCAAGAUCCUGCUGGAUAGAGGGGCGACGCUGCCGAUGCCGCACGACGUCAGAUGCGGCUGCGACGAAUGCGUCACCUCCCGCAUGGAGGACUCCCUGAGGCACUCCCGCAGCCGAAUAAAUGCGUACCGCGCCCUAGCGUCGCCCUCUCUGAUAGCCCUCUCGUCCAAAGACCCCAUCCUAACGGCGUUCGAGCUGUCAUGGGAGUUGCGCCGGUUAAGCCUGAUGGAGCACGAGUUCAAGAGCGAGUAUCAAGAGCUGAGGAAACAGUGCCAGGAUUUCGCCACGGCGCUGCUCGACCACACGAGGAGCUCUUACGAACUGGAGGUCCUCCUCAACCACGACCCCACAGGGCCGGCCUUCGAGCACGGGGACAGGAUGCACUUGAACAGGUUGAAGCUGGCCAUCAAGCUCAGGCAAAAAAAGUUCGUCGCUCAUUCCAACGUCCAGCAACUGUUGGCAUCGAUAUGGUACGAAGGUCUUCCCGGCUUCCGCAGGAAAAACAUGGUUCUGCAAGCUCUAGAAAUCGUGAAGAUCGGCGUCCUGUUUCCGUUCUUUUCGAUCGCCUACAUCCUUGCACCACAUUCCGUCAUCGGCCAGACCAUGCGAAAGCCUUUCAUCAAGUUCAUCUGUAAUUCCGCGUCUUACAUUACGUUUUUAUUUAUGUUAUCGCAAACGCUAUUCUUCGACGACCCGAGCAUCGUAUACACGCAAAGGGGCGCCUAUCCCACCCUCGUCGAAUGGAUAAUACUAGCCUACGUUCUCGGUUUAAUAUGGAGCGAAAUAAAACAGUUAUGGGACGUCGGGCUCGAGGAGUAUGUGAGAGACAUGUGGAAUGUGAUCGACUUUAUUACAAACUCGUUGUACGUAGCGACGGUAGCGUUAAGGGUAGUUUCUAUUUAUCAGGUACAAAAGAACCCUGUGGCCAUGCACGAACAGAGGAAGGACUGGGACGCGUGGGAUCCCAUGCUGAUCUCCGAAGGGCUCUUCUCGGCCGCUAACAUCUUCAGUUCGCUGAAGCUGGUGCACAUUUUCUCCGUAAAUCCGCACUUGGGACCACUGCAGGUGUCGCUGUCGCGCAUGGUGAUGGACAUAAUGAAGUUCUUCUUCUUGUACGUCCUCGUCCUGUUCGCCUUUUCUUGCGGUCUGAAUCAGCUCCUUUCAUAUUAUGCUAAAGCCGAACGGAGGAAAUGUCCCGACGAGGAACCCUUGAGUCUUUCUUUAAAUCGGACUGAAAAUAACGACACGAACGCCUGCAUUAUAUGGAGGAGGUUUUCGAACUUAUUCGAAACCAGUCAGACGCUGUUCUGGGCCGUGUUCGGAUUGGUCGACUUGGAGAGCUUCGAGCUGAACGAAAUUAAAAUAUUCACGAGGUUCUGGGGAAUGCUCAUGUUUGGGACCUAUUCGGUUAUUAACAUCGUUGUUCUGCUCAACUUACUGAUUGCGAUGAUGAAUCAUUCAUAUCAACUGAUUUCGGAGCGAGCCGACGUCGAGUGGAAGUUCGCCAGGAGCAAACUGUGGAUAAGUUAUUUCGAGGAGGGGGGCACCGCGCCCCCUCCGUUCAACAUCAUCCCGACCCCCAAGAGUAUCUGGUACGUGAUUCAGUGGGUCCGGCGGAAAUUCUGCGGUCAUUCCCGCGCCGCCAAAAAGGAGCACAUGCGGACGAUAAGGAGGAAAGUUAAACAGGCGAGCGAGAGAGAUUUCAGAUAUCAGAGCAUUAUGCGAAACUUGGUGCGCCGCUACGUGACAGUCGAACAAAGAAAGGCGGAAAAUCAGGGAGUUACCGAGGAUGACGUGAAUGAAAUCAAACAGGACAUAUCAGCGUUUCGCUUCGAACUUAUUGAAAUACUCAAAAAUUCUGGAAUGAACACGUCGACGGCGCACAGCGGCAUGGGUACCGGCGGCAAGAAGAACCGCCAGAAAGAGCGAAGACUGAUGAAAGGCUUCAACAUCGGCCCCCAGCCCUCCACCGCCACCGGGUCUCUACCCCCCGUGGCCGAGUUCAUCGCGUCCCUCCAGGGCCACCAGGAGGGCCACCACCACGACUUCUUCGGUAGCACUCUAUCCGGCAUCUUCAACUCCACCCCCCGCAAGCUCCACCAGCACAGCAGCACCGUCUCGUCCUCGCAAGGCAGCAUCAACGAAGGUUCGCAAAACCACAACCACCACCAUCGAGGAAUCGGCAGGUUUCAUUUGAAACGAAGUCAUUCGCACAAACGCCGCUGGGGAACCUUGAUCGAAGCGGCAAAAACUGGAAAAGUUUCCCGUUUGAUCGGACGUUCCCGUUCCGAAGAUUCAGUCUGCAACAACUGCAGAGAAAACGGACACAACCACUCCCACAGUCACAGCAAUAGUCCGGCGUCGGACGACAACGGCUCGGUGCGGUCGUCGGACUCGAACCCCAGCCUCGACGUGCCCGUCCACCCGGAGCCGGAGCUGCACGGGCUGGCCCACGGGCUAGCCCUACUCAAGAAGAAGAGGAAGAAGUUCUCGGCGUCGAGGAACACGAGUCCGAUCGUGGCGGCGGCGACCAGGGAAGUGGCCAGCGUGAAGAAACCCCCCAAGAAGAUUCCUCAGGUUUUGAAACGAGCCUCCAGCGUUCCUACUCGCGUACCAGAAGUGAUUCAAAUGGUGUCCCACGACAAGACCCAAUCCCACCAAGAUUCCGUUGAGAUUCCCAUCUCGGCACCGCCGACGCUGACGCCCUCGACCACCGAAGAGAGCGUGGCGGCGGCAGGGCAACACAAUGCGGGUGCCUCUUCCAGGGAACCUCUUCUCUACUAUUCUUCGUCUAGUAACCAAGCGACUGGGUCUUCGCAGACUCCGGAAGAAGAAUUUAGGAAUAAUUCGCAGUCGUUGCCUAAGUUACCCGGGGUCAUCCCGCUGAGUGGGCACAAUGGGCCUACGGGCUGGUUGUAACGGGGUCUCCAAAGAGUCAAUGGUUUUACGAAACGGAGAAAAAGGCGAUGAGAUUUUGUUUGAGUAGGUGGGACGAGUGAUGUAGAUGCUUGUGGGAGAAUCAUUGACCCUUGUGGGUGCACCGGAGAUAUGUAGUAGUUUGUUAAUUUACGAAAAAUGUGAUAAUCGUUACUAUGGUCGCUAAUAGCCAUUUUAAAGGACCAUUGGUUAUUAUAGGCAAUUUCACAGGGUGAUGAGGAAAUGAAUAUCAGUUUUUAUUUACAGUAAACGGUUUUUUGAUAUUUUGACUGCCAUUUUCAUCUCUUCAGACUUUCCUAUGUAAGAUAGACUAGAGUUAAUUUUAAGGAGUGUAGAUUAUCGUUAUAAUAUCAAAAUCACUUUCACCGAUCUCUACCAUUGAAACAAUUAAAUUAAAAUACAUACGAGAGGCCUUCGAACAUAUUGUAGUUUCAUUGUCAUUGCCUUAGUCUAGACUAGUCUGUGUAAAACUGGGUAUUUUUAUAAUACUUAUUGCUACAUUCACUACAAACUGUACAUAACAUCACUGAAAUAUUUUUUAACUCAUUAAUCUAACUUAACUUUAAGAAAAAACUAUAUCCGCCACAUCUACCCGAAAAUUUAGAUUAAGCAGAACUUAGUGGUUAAGAGCAUCCUUUUAUUUCGCGAGGUGUCUGAAGAUGCAAACAGACACUUGUUCCUCUGUAAAUGUAUUUCAUCCAGACACCUCCACACAUCAUUAACUUUUGUUGAACCUUUUUACACUAAGGUCAUACACCACAUCGUAGAUGAGUCACUCUGACAAAAUUGUAAAUUUAUUGUUAAAGUACCGUUUCAACCAAAAAUUUUAUACAAAAUUCCACAUCUGCUCUCUUGUGUAGUCGCGAAAUGGUAGACGUUAAGAUGUACUUAUUUAUUGUUGAAAAGUUGGACAUAUUUUUUCUAGUCAUCUCAGAAUAGACGCUUAGUCGGUAGGAAAUAAGUCGCUUAGUAUUAACUUUUUUUAUGC
This is a messenger RNA of Zophobas morio, 4585 nucleotides long. It is a transcript of the gene Trpgamma, whose product is annotated as transient receptor potential-gamma protein. The record is from RefSeq and is a predicted model, not a curated record. Gene Ontology annotation, biological process: calcium ion transmembrane transport; regulation of cytosolic calcium ion concentration. Bases 46 to 3579 code for a protein of 1177 amino acids. Gene Ontology annotation, cellular component: cation channel complex; plasma membrane. Gene Ontology annotation, molecular function: inositol 1,4,5 trisphosphate binding; protein binding; store-operated calcium channel activity. The transcript has 20 exons. NCBI's taxonomy places the organism in Eukaryota, Metazoa, Arthropoda, Insecta, Coleoptera, Tenebrionidae.